Messenger RNA from Penicillium coprophilum, 606 nucleotides. Its product is annotated as nucleotidyl transferase AbiEii/AbiGii toxin family protein. The record is from RefSeq and is a predicted model, not a curated record. Bases 1 to 606 code for a protein of 201 amino acids. The transcript is spliced from 2 exons. NCBI's taxonomy places the organism in Eukaryota, Fungi, Ascomycota, Eurotiomycetes, Eurotiales, Aspergillaceae.
AUGUCUUCCAAUCCGCACGCCCCAGAAGCACUCCGUGAAGCUCUCACUGCUCUUGCAAAUGCACUACAUGACCAAAAGUACGCCCUUGUCGGUGGUAGUGCUUGUACGGCUCUAGGUUCUGAGCGAGCAACCACAGAUAUCGACUUCGUCGUUCCCCGGGGUCAGACCCCUGCCGUGAGAAAGUUGCUGCGAGACUCCCCUGACUUUGAGGUCGAAGCAAGGACAUAUCACACGUGGUACAGGGCUGCUGAACCUGUGGAGAUCGAGAUCCUCGCGCCACCUUCUUUAUUCCGGGAAAAAUUUGAUGAAACGACCGAAGUGAUCACAGUUAAGAACAUAAAGGUUCUAAAGCCGGCAUUGCUUUUGAAUGCAAAAUGCGGGUCUAUACUCAGUCGGGCCAGUGAAGCUAAGAAGAGAAGUGAUGCUCAAGAUAUCAUUUUCCUUCUUGGCUACUGCGCUGAACACCUUGAUCAGCUUCCAAGAGCUUCUGAGGUUCCAAAUGCCGGCAAAGUCUUCGUUGAAGCAUUCAUCCGAAAAUACAGUGGCCAGGAUUCUUGGGUUAGAGCUGGCUAUGACCUGCAGAAUGGCUGUUUUAUCAAAAGUUAG